Molecule: messenger RNA, 340 nt
Organism: Paramecium pentaurelia
Lineage: Eukaryota; Ciliophora; Oligohymenophorea; Peniculida; Parameciidae
Source: the annotation of a GenBank genome assembly
AUGAAUAAAAACCAAGUUAUUUAAAUAAAUUCUGAGUAUGAGAGAAUAAAAUUUACUUUUCCUGUUUUAGAGAAGUUUAUUAUAAUGGUAUAAUAUCAAUAGAAAAUAUAAAUAGGACUUAAACAAUAAAAUAGCUUUGGAGGAUUUGAAAUUCACUUUUACAAAUAUCUUAAAGGUAGAUCUAUUUGCCAAAAAGCUUAGUUUUUUGAUUAAAAAAGGGUUUCUAUAAAUUGAAUUGAAUUCAUAACAAUCUCUAAAAGGGCAAAUUGCUUUAGAAAAUUAUAAAAAAGAAUAAGCUCAUAUUGAAGUGAUUGUCAAAUUUUUUGAAGAAGGAGCUUGA